Molecule: messenger RNA, 5817 nt
Organism: Bactrocera oleae (olive fruit fly)
Lineage: Eukaryota; Metazoa; Arthropoda; Insecta; Diptera; Tephritidae
Source: RefSeq, a predicted model, not a curated record
UGUAUUACUAUUAUGAUUAAUUUUGAAUAAAAUAUGAUGUACACAAAGUUUGGUUUAAGAAGACUUAAGAAACUGCAUCAUUAACAUCGUUCCAUGCCAAUUUUGUUUGAAAGCAACCAAGAAAGGGUAAAGUACAAACCGUUCGUGCUUACGGACGAAUGUGAAUCUCAUGCAAUAUUGAUCUGAUAUUGAACGUCACACGUUAUUGGAACUGUUGAGGCGUGACACAUGCAAAAACUAUAGCUAUCAAAGACAUUAAAUAUAGUUUCACUUUAAGUUUUGCAAGUAUUCGAAUCGGAAGCUUGUAACAUUUUGAGCAUACUUGCAAAAAGCUAUUGUAAAGAUGAAUUACUUUAAUUUAUUCGUCCUUGUAAAUAUUUUCCUAACGGCCAAAUUAUUUGUUGUAAUAGGCCAAUUCAACCUGAGUGUUUACAGGCAGAUGCCUUCGCUUUAUCAGUUUGAUGAUUAUGAUCAAUGUCUCCAAUCUGACACUGUCACUUCCAAUAUUAGAGCAACUUAUUGUGUUGUUUAUGCAGAAAUAGUAGAAAACGAGACUUCAAGUUUGUGGGACCAAAUCGCAAGCUUCUCGGCAGACAAAAGACAUCAUUUCAGUCAUGAUCGACUAUUUUUUGGGGUCUGCUUAGAACGCUGCAAAGAACUAUUAGAUACAACGGUAGUAUUUCCUCGAAAUGAAUUAGUAAAAAAUGGAGCCAUUCGCGAUACUGAGUUAAUUAACUAUUAUUUUAAUGUUCAUAAACGAGAAACUGACAAUCGUAUUCAAUAUGACGAGAUGAUUAGUCGUUGUCUUAAUUACGAUUUUCACAACAUAUUUGGAUUAAAUUUGCGUACGAGCAUCGAAUACUGCGAAGAAGCGAAUGUGUACUUGGAACAUGACUCCUUAGAUGUAACUGUUUAUACAAUUCUUGCCAUCAUUGCUUUGGUCUCCAUCAUGUCUACUAUGUAUGACUAUCGUUUAAAGAUGUCGCAAAUUUUAAGUAAACAAAACAACGAAUUUUAUAAAGUUCCACCUCAAUGUUCAGUACACCAACUUUGGGUUUCAUAUUCAAUAUGUCGCAACUUUUAUCAUAUUUGUGAUUCCUCAAAAAGUCGCAGCCAAACAGCAGAAGAUCUACAAUUUUUCGAUGGCCUCCGUGUAAUUGGAAUGUUUUUGGUGUUAUUUGUACAUUCUUUGAUACUUUUCAUGGCUGUACAAGUUGAUAAUCCGCAAUUUUAUGAAAAUUUUUUUUAUCGUCCUGAAACAGCCAUUUUUGAAAAUGGAGCAGCAAUAAUUCAAAUAUUUUUUGUUAUGAGCGGUUUUUUACUUUAUGUAAAUUUCAACGAAAGGAAAUUUGUUACCAGCAAUACCAGUCUUUUAGAUUGCGUUAUUAUAUACUUUAAAAUAUUCUUUCACCGAUAUUUAAGGCUUCUACCAUCUCUAGUAAUGUUGAUUCUUUUCAAUUCUACCGUGCUUGUAAGGCUACAAAAUGGACCAUUCUGGAGGCAUUAUGUGGAAGCCGAACGCAUAUUUUGUCGCGAGUUGUGGUGGCAGAACCUUUUUUUUGUGAAUAAUUAUCUUCUGAAAGAAAGUUGCUCACAUCAGACAUGGUACCUUGGUGCCGAUAUGCAACUUUUUGAAUUAUUUCUUAUAAUAUUAAUCAUUAUAAACAAAUAUCCAAACAUGCGACUAUUUGUAUAUUCGAUUCUUUUAGUAUUAACGUUUUCGGUAACAGGAUUUAUAACUUACUUUUGGAAACUUAAACCAAUAUAUCAUACUAAUCCAGAAAACUACCGUUAUAUGUUUUUUCGAGAUGCAGAAACUUUUUACCUAGCGUAUACACCAUUUUAUACAAAUAUUGGCGGUUAUUUCUUUGGCAUAAUUUCUGCUGAAUUAUAUUUGAAAUUACGAAACCAUUCGAAGCAAUAUCGUGGUUUACUAAAAUAUGAAUUGAGUUGGUGGCUGAUAUUUCCUGUCGGUUUUGGUUUAAUUUUUGUCGCCGCAUUCGUUAUGUCGUUCGAAAUCAAUGAGCCAUCCAUUUGGACAGCUUUAUUUGCAAAUUUUUAUCGGAAUGUGUGGGCUCUAAUAUCCAGCGCGGCAAUACUAGGCAUGUGCUUGAAGUUGGGAUGGAUCGCAUACGAGUUUUGCCGUCUUCCAGUUCUCCGGAUUUUAUCCAAGUUAUCAUAUCAGGCCUUUCUUUGGCACCUGGUCGUUCUACGUUUAAUUGGCGGUUUCUAUAGACAACCAAUUUAUAUAAAUCGAUUUUAUUUGAUUUGCCAGAUUGUAGUUGCGUUCGUAAUAACACAAGCCGUUGCCUUUGUUUUUGCACUAUUUCUUGAAUACCCUGUGGCAGCAAUAAUUAAAUAUUUUUUGCCUUAUUAUAAAGACGAAAGGAAGCAAGGCAAAAGAGAUGUCUAUAAUUUAAACUGAGUUGUUAUUAUAAUAACGAAAAAAUAUUAAUAGAUAUAUAUAAGUAUUUACUAGUGGAUGCGUCAUACACCCUAACCACUGCGCGUUAAACGUUUAACGCAACCUUUUCUGAACUCCCAUUAGAAGUUUCACUUCAAAAAUAAAUGUUGGACAAAAAGUAGUAAUAAAAUUCAAAUUUUCGAACAUAAUCGUGCAAUCGUGUGCAGCUUUCUAAAGUAGAGAAAUUACUUCUAGUGCAUUCGAUUCCGUGGUCGAAUUUGUGAUAUUUAGUCAUCUUUACGCAUAAGACCACGUAUUUUAUGUAGUUGCAGCAUAAUUAGAAUACAACUCUUCAUGUAUACAGAAUGUCAACAAAAAAGAACAACCUUAUUCAUUUCUUGAUUGAAAAAUUUCACUUCGAAACGUCAAAGAGGAAGUUAAAUGAUGUGAAUGUAAACAUUUGUGAGCAUGUAUAGCAUGAUAAUAUAAAAUAUUUGUAAAGUUCACAGUUGCUUGUGUUAUAUACUAUUGGCUGUGAAUGAUUGCGAAUAUAUAUCAAAACGAUAGGCAUGUCUUUUCGUCGUAUGAGACCAAUUAUAAUAAUUUCAACAUCACUAUUGGCAUUUCAUUUGCUCACGUCAAUAGAGACUGUGCGAAAGCAAAACGUCAAAAAAGAAGAAAAGUUAGAUUUUGGAAAAUUGGAAGCAUCGUACUCCCUGGCAGAUAAGAAGCAGUAAAAUAGCGACUGCGAGAACUAUAUUAAAAAUUGAAAACAACAAAAUUUUUCGUAAUUAAAGAUGGCACAGAAGGCUCAGGAAUUAGCAGAAAAAUACCGAAAGUCGGUUGAAGAAGCACUCAACGACCGGAGCAAACCUUGGACACAAGCAUUUGAAAUUGUUGAGACAAAAACAAACGUUCCAAGAUUAUAUUUAUUUUUGGGUGAGUAGGAUAUAGUGACUCGUUUUUCCCUCUUGGUUGACAACACGAUGAUACGUCAUAUUGUCAACGUAGGCAGUAUUAGAAUUUCUAAAAAUAGUACUAUUAUUAUUUAAAUAUAAUAUACUUUUUUGUAUAGAAAGUAUAUAUUAAAACGACGUAUAGAAAUUACAACAUAAAACAUAAAGGGCUUGAUAUCACGAAUUCCAAUUAUUCCAAUCUUGUUCACAUAUCUCUUUUACAUCGAAAACUUGACUUUUACAGGUUAAAACGGAAUUAGUCAUAGUUUACCCAUUUCUCCAUUCUCUUAUUUCUUGUUAAAAGAUUUUUAAUUAUAAGGUAAAAUAUUUAUUUACAUGCAUUUAUAUGUUCGUAUCAGUGACCUUUAUUCAGAUACGUACAUAUGGAAUCGGUAACACGCUACAAUUGGGUGACGUCAGUGAUAAAAAUGUUUAUGGUUACAUUAAAAAUAAAUUAAUUCGUGGCAAAAAAUGCUCUAUUUAGUAAAUUAAGUAUUCAUCAUUACCAAUUUGUUGUUUUCGGUGGUUUUGACACAAUUAAAUCCAGCUUAUUUGUAUAUAUCGAAAUAAAUGCAGAGCUGCAUCAAAGUUUUGCAUUAAGAUUAGGAUAUUCAACAUGUGGAUUUGGGAAUAUUUUAUAAAUUGGCGAAGACGUGAGAAGCAUAUAAAGGCUCUCAGCGAGCCCGUUGUUACAUUUGGAACUGGUUCGUAUAUAAAUAUUGCAUGGUACACGAAAUUGUCUUUUUUAUUUAUAUUGUAUAUAUGUAAAUGUUUAACAAUGAUGAUACAUAAACCUGAUAUCUCUAUUAACUAUAAAUUUCAAUAAUUGAAUAAAUUGGCAAACACGUAGAUCGGAUGGAUAUACUCGUAUAAUCGAAAAAGAUAUUAUUAAUUUAAAUUCUUUGUCAUCUAUCAAUAACAUGAACAAAGCAAUUGGCUAGGUAACGUGAAUAUUACCUUUGUUCUCUCUCUUUACAAAAGCGUAUUCAAUUCAUUAACUCAUUAGCACACUACACUUUACUGACAAGCGGCUGUUAAGGUACAUUUAAUUUAUGCAUUUACGUGGCAAAGCAGACAAGAUAUUUUAAUUAGCGGUGAAAUAGUACAACUGAUCGUUUAUAUUGUAGCUCAUUGAACUUUCAUCUUCACGGAUGAAAUUCUACAGAAAAAAUUUAGUACAAAGACUAGACGUGUUCUGAAUUCUGUGCCAAUAUAAUAUUGUCGCAAUUCUCAAAAAUCCCUUGAUCAAAUUAAUUUGUCGCUAUCCGUCAGCAAACACUGAGGAAAAUGUUCGAGCCGUUACAAGAAAAACUCUUGCAAAUAUAUCGCGGGCAUACAACUAUGACAAUUGGUUAAUAAAAGCAAAAAUUAGGUUUAUUUUAUUUACAUAUGCUUGAAGAUACAGAGUGAGAGAGUGUUAGUUACUAAUGUUCAUUAUACAAAAAUAUUUCAGGCGCUGCUGCAUUUUGUGCCUUGUACUUGAUUUUUGGUUAUGGUGCUCAAUUGCUGUGCAAUACAAUUGGCGUUGCCUAUCCUGCUUAUAUCUCCAUACAUGCCAUAGAGUCGAGUACAAAAUUGGACGAUACUAGAUGGUUAAUUUACUGGGUGACUUAUGCCAUAUUGUCAUUAAUUGAAUACUUCUCCGGUUUUCUUACAUCUGUAAUACCAUUUUACUGGUUGCUUAAGUGCGCAUUCUUAAUUUGGUGUAUGCUGCCUAUCGAAAGGAAUGGUUCUUUCGUCAUCUAUCACAGCGUCGUACGUCCAUAUUUUCUGAAGCACCACCGAGCUGCUGAUGAAUUUAUUGAUAAAGUGGCUACAAAAGCAAAGGACUCUAUUCAUAGUAUCACCAAACAAGAUUAAAUUGUUGUAGGCAAUUUGCAGCAUUAGUUUUUACUUGAGGUUAUUGCUUGCAUAUCCUAAAAAAAGUAAACACAAGUAAGAAUGGAAAGUGAACGAGAGCUUGAAGAGGGACACAACAGAAAAACGUAUGAAAUAGAGACAGAAACCACAAAGAACAAAGACCUGUAAAAUAUAUUUCCGAUGGCAACAUUUCUCUUAUGGCAUGGCGGAGUUUCUGAGCCCAUAUCUUUUAAUUAUAUUAAAUCAUCAAUAAAAUGUUUAGUAUAUAAUUUUUAGACGAUCACGAUUACAAGAGCUACGUAUACACCGAAAAACCCAUGUAUAUCGUGUAUUUUAAGUCAAAUAUCUUACUGUCUAAAAAAUACGUACGCAAUUAAAGAAGUGUGCGCACUGCUAUUUUGCACCUAAGCUGCAGAUUAUCACCACUAUUCGUUGCUUCUAAAAUUUUAUUGUAUUUGAAUUAAAAUUUUGAUUGUAAGAAAUUAAAUUAAACAGAGUAAAUAUUUGGUGGCUUUUUGCUUGAAAAAUAAUAUAAAACUGUUUUGUGUUUAGGGUAAAUAGAUGUAUAGUUUUAAUAAAACACAUGUUUGGAGAACA